GCCUGGAACCUGCCAUCCUCGGAGCUCGGGGAAUCCCAUGUUUGUGCAGUGGGCCCCAAGAUUCUGAGCCAGCUCGAUGGUAUCCUGGACGACGGGCGGAUUUGGUGAAGCUGGUUGGUCGGUCAUAGUUGUGUAAGGCCAUCGUCUGAACAAAAGAAUUGUAAAUCACAGAUGAAAAAUUUCAAGCCUGCUGGCGGUUAGAAUUGGGAAUGAAAUUGGCAGCCGGAUCGGAUCGCCUGCUGCGUGCUGCCAAUCUCCCUUUUCCCCUUUUGAGACACACGACACCAUUCCGGGUACGACAGCGAGCUGAGAGCUGAGAGUUGAGCAGUGCAGUGACCAGGCAGGCAGGCAGGCAGGCAGGGCAGCCGACCCUAUUCAUUCCUCCCUCCCUCUCUCUCUCUUCUCUGAUUGAAAAGUGAGCCAGUGAAGUGAAGAAGCUUCCUUUCUUCCUCGCUCUAUCCCUGCUCUCCUCUCCAAUGCUCCGGUCCACUCCAUUCCAUAGUUAGUCUAGUCCAGCUAGCGUCUGAAAGAAACAAAGAUCAAGCAGCAGCGCAGCUAGCAAGCAUGAACAAGCCGCCGGCGUACGGCCAUGGCCAGGGCGACAGCCCCUACUGCUGCUUCCACCCCAGGGAGCUCGUCGUCGGCGUCUGCGCCCACUGCCUCAAGGAUCGCCUCCUCCUCCUCCUCGCCGCCACCACCAACAACGCCGCCGCCGACGCCACCCUCCGCCGCCGCAGGACGACCACCACCAGCAGCAGCAGCAGCAGCAUCUCCCUCCCCAAGGUCUUCGCGCUCGGCUCCUCCUUCCUCCAGCGCCUCGACUCCCGACACCGCCGCCCCGACGCUGCAGCCGACGACUCCGACGGCACCACCUCCGCCGCCGCAAGCCCCGAUGAUUCUUUCAUCUCCAUCAAGUUCGAGGACAACGGCAAGGCGACGUGGGACAGCCACAAGGCCGCCGCCAUCAGUCCCGGCCCGGCGCCGGUGAGGUCGUCGUCGUCGUCGACCGCGGUGGUGGUGGAGCACGUCAAGCGGGGCGGCAUCACCAGGUGGCGGAAGCAGGUGGUGGGGCGGCUGCUGCAGCUGGCGCGGUGGAAGAGGUCGGCGGUCGGGCUGGACGGCAAGAAGGCAGCGGGGGAGCGGUCCAAGGCCAGGGGCAGAGGCUGGAUCCGGAGCCUCACACGGAGGCGAGCCGCCGGCGACCGGGCGUGGUCGUGAUCGCUCGCUCUAUCUCAUGGCUGAUCUGCAACUGCAAGCAAGCUCUGACGUGCAAGUGAGUGCUUUCUUGGAAUUCGUCUGCCUGUGCUGUGCAUAUACAUUUAUAUAGAAGCGGUGACGAUACAGUGAAAAUAGAGGAGAAAAGGGGAAAAAGAAGAACUAAUUAGCUCUCGAGGACUUUGCUUGUUCAUGCGGGUGCCUGAUCCAUAUUAUAUUAUGUAGUGUGUUUUACUCUGAAUCUCUCUUUCUCUAUCUAUGUAUCUCCGCACC
This is a messenger RNA of Panicum hallii, 1488 nucleotides long. RefSeq lists its product as uncharacterized. The coding region runs from base 565 to 1218 and encodes 217 amino acids. NCBI's taxonomy places the organism in Eukaryota, Viridiplantae, Streptophyta, Magnoliopsida, Poales, Poaceae. The transcript has 3 exons. The record is from RefSeq and is a predicted model, not a curated record.